AUGACUGCCCAAGAAGCCCCCAAAUGGUACCCAUCCGAGGAUGUCAGAGCUGCCAAGCAGACCAGAAAGGCCAUCAGACCGCAGAAGUUGCGUGCGUCGUUGGUCCCAGGUACCGUUUUGAUCCUGUUGGCCGGCCGUUUCAGAGGUAAGAGAGUCGUCUACUUGAAGCACUUGGAGGACAACACCCUCCUGGUCUCCGGUCCAUUCAAGGUCAACGGUGUCCCUCUAAGAAGAGUCAACGCCCGUUACGUCAUCGCCACGUCUACCAAAGUCCCAGUGGCCUCCGUCAACGUCGAGAAAUUCAACGUCGAGUACUUCGCCAGAGACGCCAAGCUGUCCAAGAAGGAGAAGAAGGAGGCUAACUUGUUUCCAGAACAGCAGAAGAAGGAAAUCAGCGCCGCUAGAGUCGAGGACCAAAAAACCGUCGACAAAGCUUUGUUGGCUGAGAUCAAGAAGACCCCACUGUUGAAACAGUACUUGGCUUCGUCUUUCUCCUUGAAGAGCGGUGACAAGCCUCACUUGUUAAAAUUUUAA
This is a messenger RNA of Huiozyma naganishii CBS 8797, 534 nucleotides long. RefSeq names its product 60S ribosomal protein eL6 (gene RPL6B). The record is from RefSeq and is a predicted model, not a curated record. Lineage: Eukaryota; Fungi; Ascomycota; Saccharomycetes; Saccharomycetales; Saccharomycetaceae. Gene Ontology annotation, molecular function: RNA binding; structural constituent of ribosome. The transcript has a single exon. Gene Ontology annotation, biological process: cytoplasmic translation; ribosomal large subunit assembly. Gene Ontology annotation, cellular component: cytosolic large ribosomal subunit; ribosome. Bases 1 to 534 code for a protein of 177 amino acids.